UUCGCAAGAAUUGGAAAGAACUUGGUCUCAAUAAUAUUGAAGGCCUUCUAGAAUCUAGAUUAUAUUAGAUCUCUAGAGCUAGAUCUACUAGAUCUAGAUCUAGAUCUAUAACAUAACCUAAACAAAAUGGGUUAGUUAGGCUAAACGUAGCCUGUUCAGUAGGUCUAGGUACGUUCUUUCAAGAUAGUGAGCCUGCGGAUUUCUGGUAAAUAGUACGAGUACGAGAUAAUCAGAGAGAACAACUUUCACCACCAGCCAUGGGUACAGGAAGCUCCUUUAUGCGUUCUCAUGAUGAUGAGGACAUUUUGGGAUCUGACUUAGAGGGCACCAAUGGAGUGCUGAAGAGAAUCCCGAUAGAAAUCAAACCUCGUGGGAAACUCGGUCUACGCAGUGUAGGGUCUCUGGGUCGCAGUAAACCAAAAGGAGGAAGUCUUCGAUCUGCAUUGUCUAUGGACUUGGAAAACCCUGAAGUUGAGCGAAUACGCAAAGAUUUUGAGAUGUACAGACUCAACAAAGACAAUGAGAUCGCUAACAUGCAAAAGAAAGAGCAAAAGUUGGAGACGGAGAAUAAGAGACUCCGAGCUGAAUUGUUGGCACUUCAGAAGACCUGCACACGCAUGAGGGCUGAGCGGGAUGCUGCUCUUGAGGCAGAGCAAGAGGCGCUUGCUCGAGCAUCUGUGUUUGAGUCAGAACGAGACAAAGUGCAGCGACAGUUCAAGUUGUUCAGAGAAACUAAAGAGAGUGAGAUUCAGAACUUACUGCGUGCCAAGCAAGAACUUGAAAACCGUUUAUCCAAACUUGCAUACAGCGGACAAGCACCUGAUGACAAUGACUCACAGGCUAGACCUGGCAUUGUGGAUCUAGGCAAUUCUCAUCCUGGUGAUUGGUGGGCUACAUUGGAAAGUGAGCCGUCCUUGGGGUCUACAGUUCAACUUCAUCAACCGGCUUUCCUGAAAGGUCCUGAGUUCGCUUCUACCUCUUUGGAUAUGGAUGGACCAUUCAUUAAUGUGAACAAAGAGGAUUGGAACUUGACUGCUGUAAAUGCAUGGCGGGUGUUCCCGUCUGUGCCGCCUCACCUUGCCAGUCACACCAUACGGGUGUUUGCCUCUGUGUCCCCAGACCUUGCUGCAGAAUUUGACAAGUUCAUGGAGGACCAUGUGCCUCGUCUGUGCGAACUUUGUAGCUCCGAGGGAAGAGAUCUCACUCUUGUUCAUUUACCCGGUCAAACAGUGCAAGCUGACUCAGGGGAUGUGGAGUUUGAGUCUAGAGCUCGUAAACUACAGGUUGACCUAUCUGUGAUAUUUGUUGCCUUUUUGGGCAACACACUACACAAGUUCUCUCAUAUGGAGAUGAAACAAGCUCACCUUGAUCACAUGUCUAGCAAAUCAUCCAUUGUGCUAAUGUCAGAAACAUCAGAUAGCAAAGGAACAAAAUCUAGUCAAGAGAUGAAGGAGCUAAAGAGGAAGGUGCGUGAAGUGGCGAAUUCCCGAGUUCACAUCAUCCACACCUCUGCUGCUCUGGGCAGCAUGGCCCAAGCAGCUACAAGAGAACUGGAACGACUACUCAAAGUGGAGCUUGGCGUGGGCAAGAAGAGCAGUGACCAGGUGAUGGUGUGUGACAGCCCCAGCGGCUGGGCCGACCAGCAAAGGGACAUGGAGCAGCUGGAUCUGUUACACACGGCGGUCACAUCGUCCUGCGAGAUGGGAUUUGAGAAGUACUAUGAGCACUUAAACACACAGGUCUCUGCUGCUGGCCCUUUGCCUCCCCUGUUGGUUAUGGGCAGUCCUGGUAGUGGCAAAUCAUUACUCCUGGCAAAAUGGCUACAGCUGCAGGAAGAGCGAAGUGCCAGCAGUUUACUUCUCUAUCAUUUCGUAGGCUCUCAGAACUCGGUCAGUGCUGACCCAAUCCUCAUGAUACGCAGGCUCACUGCCCAGUUGAUGCAGCAAGUGUCAACCACAGUGUCCUUGACCUGUGACCCUGUUCGUUUGGUGGAGGAGUUUCCCCGGUGGUUAGAGAAAAUUUCUGCUCGCAGCCCAGGGGGAGUGUUGGUGGUGCUGGACUCUGUUGAUAGAUUUCAGCAAGCUGACGUUCAUCUCAAGUGGCUACUGGACCCACUACCCGUGGAUGCUCGGGUCAUUGUGUCAGUGAAUGAAGACUCUUGUCCUCAGGCUUGGAGGUCGUGGCCGACUUUACACAUGGAGCCGUGCAGCAGCAAGCACGUGAAGGAGUUGUUGUGGGCAGAGUUGUCUUCUCUCGGCGCAAGUAUGGCACCGGAGACGGAGCGACGAAUCCUCGCCCAGUGCCGCACACCAGCAACGUGCUGCCCCCUCUAUGUGUCCCUUAUAGCCAGGCAUAUAGCCAGCCUAGGCAGAGCUGACUCGGCUACUGUGGAUGGACACGUAUCAUCUCUACUCUCCUGUGGUGACAGUUUUGACCUUUACUGCUCACUCUUGACCUGUUCCUCUGAUUGCUUGGGCCAGGAAGUCUAUGGUUUCGCCCGACAGAUUUUGCAGUACAUCUACGCUAGCCGCUGUGGAAUGUUGGAGUCAGAAUUACUGGCUCUUAUCCCAGGACUGGGCUGGCCAGAGUUGUGUGCCUUGAGCGAGUUCCUGACACAUCACUUGUUGGUGAGGUACCAGCUCGGACUUCUGGUCUUUGCUCAUGCACAGGCCCAGGAGGCUGUCUACGAGUUCUGCUUCAAGGGACAGGAGACUCGGCUCAGAGACGUCAGAGCGUCUCUCAUUGGCUACUUUCAACAGCACAUGAGCCCUGGUCAGGUCCCCAUGCGUGUUGUGGACGAGCUCCCAUGGCUGGUCAGUCAGAUGGGAGACAAACAGCAGAUGGAGAAGUGUAUCCUGGACCUGGGCAUUUUUCAACAGAUUUGUACCAGGGGUCGCUGCUCUGAGUUGUUAGGCUACUGGCAGACGGUGGGCUGGGACAAGGACCGCACAGCUGAGGCCUACUUUACCGCCACCAAGAACCUGGAAGUUGUGGCUGGACAGAAAGGGCUGAGUCUCCUUCGAGUGGCAGAAAUAUAUGAAACACUUGGAGGAUUCCUUCGAGACUUGGGUCUUCUUUCUCAGGCUCUUCCUGCUUUGCAACGAGCAUUGGAGAUCCGCGAGAUCGACCUUGACCCAGAUGACCCCCUGGUGGCAAGGUCACUUCACAUGUUGGCCGGGCUUCACGCGCAGUGGGGCAAGUACAGCACGGCUGAGACGCUGUAUCGACAUGCGCUGGAGAUUUGUCAGAACACGCUGGGCACGGACCACCCACUAGUGGUGAAGGAGCUGGAGGCUCUGGCCGCGCUCUACCACAAGCAGGACAAGCAUGACUUGGCACAUCGCUUGAGGAAAAAAGCUUUCGCCAUCAAGAAAACUCUUCAGACUCCUAGAAGCCAGUCUGGAGAGCCAUGUGUUGACUCGCUGCAGCAGCGUGUGGUUCAGCUAGAGGAGCUUGUCAUGGGCCCGGACUCAUCCGACCUGGCACGCUCUCUCAAUGAGCUGGGGGUGCUGCACUAUCUACAGAACAACCCAGACACUGCGGAAUCGUUCUUCAAGCGAGCCCUGGAGAUGCGGGAGACAAUCCUGGGAAGUGACCACCUGGAUGUGGCUUCCUCACUCAACAACCUGGCCGCCCUCUACAACGACAAGAAACUUUUUGAACGUGCUGAGCCCCUCUAUGAUGAAGCCCUGAGAAUUAGACUCAAGCACUUGCCUCCUGACAACCCGGCUGUGGCCAGUAUCAUCAACCAGCUAGCUCGCCUCUACAAACAACAGAGCAAGUACGACAAGGCCGAACCACUUUACCGUCAGGCGGUGGAGAUCAGGGAAAAAAGCUUUGGGCCGACCCACCCAUCUGUGGCCACGGCAUUGGUCAAUCUGGCUGUCCUUAUGUCACAACAGAACCGCUAUGAGGAAGCAGAGCCUGUCUAUGAGCAAGCUCUAAAGAUCUACGAGGAUACGCUAGGGCUGCAUCACCCCCGUGUGGCAGAGACUUUACGCAACCUAGCUGUGAUGAAAUAUGAGCAGGAGGACUUUCAGACUGCUGCUCAUUACUACAAAAGAGCGACAGAGAUCAAAGACCAAGGUUCCAGCUAUGGGGACAAGGUCAUGUCUCGCCGCAGCUCCAGCAUCGACACAAACUCUACGGUCAAGAAUAUCUGAUGUUGGUCUGAUUUAAAUAUUGCUCAAGAUGAGUUUUGUCUGUGCAGGUUGAGUUGUAUUUAUGUUUGUUUAAAUACCAAAGUCACUGACAAAUACUUUUCUGUUGCAUUAUUCAUUUUGUCUGAAAAUGUUUUGAGAGUUUUAUUUCCCCUACAAUUGAAUAAAUAGUGGCAUCCGCUUGUACCCACAUGUGCUGGACUGCCGGGUUUUCUUUUGUUCAGCCAGUUUUUGGGUUAGAGUAUUACCUGUAUUACCUAUCCUGGGCAACAACUUCAUUGAACACUAGACAGAUCCAUAAGUCUGACAUCGUAGUUUUCUGCAUGGAAAAUUUCAAAAAUCUGCGCAGAAUUUUACCCUCAAAAUGACAAAAUUCUGCAAAAAUUCAGCAAGGAUUCCUUCCAUGUCUAAACUUCUUUUUCCAUACCUGUACUGCUUUAAAUAUAUAAGUACCAAUAAAGUACUGAUUAAUCAUAAGCUGAGAAGUAGCACUACAGACACUGUAAAUAAAAUGUUUAAAACCAGCCAUUAGCAGCAUACAAUGUGUAUUAUUGUUUAGAAACAUAAGCCCACAACAUAAAAUACUAGCAAAAGUGUGACCCAAAGAAUUGAGACACUACACCAGUAAUUUCAUAAUCAGGUGAGCUGGCAGUUUGAGCUGUCAUUGAUUGUCAGGAGGCGUUGAAGACAAAAAAGAGAAUUAUGUUGUUUAGAAAAAAGAAGUCCUAGGAAGAUGGGUAGAAUAUGUAGGAGAAUUAUU
This is a messenger RNA of Aplysia californica (California sea hare), 4920 nucleotides long. RefSeq names its product nephrocystin-3. The coding region runs from base 258 to 4163 and encodes 1301 amino acids. Gene Ontology annotation, cellular component: kinesin complex; cytoplasm; membrane-bounded organelle. Gene Ontology annotation, biological process: microtubule-based movement. The record is from RefSeq and is a predicted model, not a curated record. Gene Ontology annotation, molecular function: kinesin binding. The transcript has 30 exons. NCBI's taxonomy places the organism in Eukaryota, Metazoa, Mollusca, Gastropoda, Aplysiida, Aplysiidae.